Messenger RNA from Cornus florida, 1673 nucleotides. Its product is annotated as 3'-5' exonuclease. The record is from RefSeq and is a predicted model, not a curated record. The coding region runs from base 167 to 1174 and encodes 335 amino acids. Gene Ontology annotation, biological process: nucleobase-containing compound metabolic process. Lineage: Eukaryota; Viridiplantae; Streptophyta; Magnoliopsida; Cornales; Cornaceae. The transcript is spliced from 6 exons. Gene Ontology annotation, molecular function: 3'-5' exonuclease activity; nucleic acid binding.
UUGGGACCAAAAUAAUUUGAAUACCAAAAUAAUUUGAAUAAUGAAUAGAAAGAUGGGUUAUAUGUGUUCGGUCAUGUCAAUCGCUCUGAAACCCAAAUAGCAACGAAACACAAUUCUUCAAAGAAGCCCGCCACAUCCACUCUUUCAAUCCUGGAGAACUUUACAAAUGCAAUCGGGAGGUGAAUCACCUGUAAUUCCCUCCGUUUCGGAUUCAGAUUGGGACAAACCCUUCACACACCAAGAACUCGAAGCAAUCGAAGCCGCGUUUCAAUCCGCAACCUCCUCCUCAUCUCCGAUCAAGCGACGCCGCCGUUCUCCGAUUUGUAGCGAUGAGGACGACGGCGCUGGCUUUGACCGCCGCAAAAAUAUCCGUCGGUUGCCGGAUUCAAUCGCCGGUGGCUAUUGCUUAAAAAGUGAAAGCAAUUCGAUGCAAUUCCCGAAUUCAUUUUCUUUCGCGCGUUGUCGGCGAAAUCCACUCCGCAGUCUUUAUCACUCUUCCUCUAAGGUAUCAGCUAAGACUGCUAAGUUAACAAUGAGAUAUCCCACAUUGAAUUUUGGAGGUCAAAUCCUGUAUAGCAGAACAGUUGCUGAGGUAGAUAAAGCUGCAAAGGAGCUUUUAAAGUUUGUUGAAUUUAAGAAAAGUGAAGUGGGUCGGGCCGUUCUUGGAUUUGACAUUGAGUGGAGACCAACAUUCAGAAGAGGUGUUUCGCCCGGGAAGGCUGCGGUUUUGCAGAUAUGUGGGAACAAGAAUUUUUGUUACGUGAUGCACAUUAUUCAUUCAGGAGUUCCUCAGAGUUUGCAAUCUCUUCUCGAGGAUCCUUCAUCUGUGAAGGUUGGAGUGGGAAUUGGAAAUGAUGCUGUUAAGUUUUUUAAAGAUCAUAACGUAUCUGUGAAAGAUUUGGAAGACCUGUCUGCUCUAGCAAAUCAAAAGCUUGUUGGAGAUCCCAAGCAGUGGGGUCUAGGAUCACUGACUGAAAUGGUUAUCUGCAAACAGAUUCAGAAACCCAACAGAAUUAGACUGGGAAACUGGGAGGCUAAUGUUUUAUCACAGCAACAACUACAGUAUGCUGCCACAGAUGCUUUUGCUUCUUGGUUUCUAUACGAGGCGCUGAAGAGCCUCCCAGAUGCUGCUGUUAGCAAAAGUGAGGAACCGUUGGAAGCGACGCCACAAUGAUCUUGCUGCUAUCACCAUCAAUCUUUACCAUAUAUUUGGAUAAGAGCCAUCUUGAAAUUCCAGAGUACAAGACAUGUUCCUGAGUUUGUGAGUGAUUUCCUUCGGUUCCCUUCAAAGCAGUGACUGUAUCGGACUCCCAGGCCUUUCCUAGAAUGAAAUCCAAGCAAGUGGGAAUCUGUUUCCUUGCUCGAAUCUAUAAGAAGUUUUGGUAAAAGGAGGAAGACCCGCGACUUUGCCCUAAGCAUUUUCUUUUUUUAGCUUUGGAUCAGAGCAUUCUUCAGAUCCCCUUCAAAGUAAGCUCUUUAUCUUUUUAAUCCUCUUUGUAGAAGAAAUAUUUAUUGAAUGACAAUCUUAUGGGUAGAUGUUGUUUCAUGGGUUCGAAUCGUAAACGGGUUUACACGAUUAACCCGUUUAAUUAAUCGUGUCGUAUUUGGGUUGAGAGGUUCAACACGUUUAACUAUACAUGUUAUAAAUAAAUUUCUAUUUAAGUUUCAAAAUA